ACUUUAAAAGGGUUAAAACAGAAACAGAUAGAGAGUGUGUGUAAUCAGUGUGAAGAGUCAACCAACCCUUUUUGGAUUCAUGUAUGUAUGUAAGGCGUUCAUGAUUCCACAUGGAACGAGACAACACACACUCAACUGAAGAUUAGGGUUGCCAUGCCAUCCUGUCAUUUUUAGGUAUAUAAGGCUGAUUCUGAGAGACCCUUUUCAUGUUUUGUGGUGCUCUAUGGGCUUGCAAAUUUCGGGGUGGGUGAAUCAAAACACAGAUUAAAAUUUUCACUGAUGAGGCUGAGCUAUUAAUAGUCACAGCUUGCUUCCAAAAGGUGUUUUAAGUAGAAGUUUAUUUGUAGCACUUGAUUGGCAAAAGAAAAAAGAAGGAAAAGUGGCUACUUUAAUGAGUUUUGGGGGGUUUCUUGAGAAGAAACAAGGUGGUGGAGGUGCAAGGAUCGUAGCAGAUAUUGCAUAUAACAACGGUUCCAACCACAACAACAGCAUCAGCAACGAUAGAAUGCCCUCUAGUGCAAUCUCACAGCCUCGUUUAGCCACUCCAACUUUGGCCAAAUCCAUGUUCAACUCUCCUGGCCUCUCUCUAGCGCUUCAAAGUGAUAUAGAUGGACAAGAGGAUGUAAACAGAUUAAUGGCUGAGAGUUUUGAGGGAAAUGGUUUGAGAAGGAACAGAGAAGAAGAACAUGAAAGCAGAUCUGGUAGUGAUAACAUGGAUGGAGGUUCUGGUGAUGAUUUUGAUGCUGCCGACAACCCACCAAGAAAAAAGCGCUAUCACCGACACACUCCUCAACAAAUACAAGAACUUGAAGCGCUAUUCAAGGAGUGUCCUCACCCAGAUGAGAAGCAAAGGCUUGAACUCAGCAAAAGGCUUAAUUUGGAAACGAGGCAGGUGAAGUUUUGGUUCCAAAAUCGAAGAACACAAAUGAAGACACAAUUGGAACGGCAUGAGAACUCGCUGCUUAGGCAAGAGAAUGAUAAGCUUAGAGCAGAGAACAUGUCCAUGAGGGAAGCUAUGAGGAAUCCUAUUUGCUCAAACUGUGGGGGUCCAGCCAUGAUUGGUGAGAUUUCACUUGAAGAACAGCACUUAAGGAUUGAGAAUGCUCGAUUGAAAGAUGAACUAGACCGUGUUUGUGCACUUGCUGGCAAGUUUUUGGGUCGUCCAGUUUCAUCUUUGGCAAGCUCAAUUGGCCCUCCAUUGCCAAACUCAAGUUUGGAACUUGGCGUCGGUAGUAAUGGUUUUGGUGGUUUGAACACUGUGCCUUCAACAUUGCCUUUGGGGCCUGAUUUUGGGGUUGGAAUAUCAAGCUCCUUAGGCAUGGUGUCACCUCCAUCUAGACCAACAACUGUGGUGAGUACUGGUUUUGACAGAUCAGUGGAGAGGUCUAUAUUUCUAGAGCUUGCUUUGGCUGCAAUGGAUGAGUUGGUGAAGAUGGCUCAGACUGGUGAGCCUCUUUGGAUCAGAAGUUUGGAAGGGGGAAGAGAAAUUCUGAACCAUGAGGAGUACACAAGGACAAUGACUCCUUGCAUUGGGUUGAAACCCAGUGGUUUUGUCUCUGAGGCUUCUAGAGAAACUGGCAUGGUCAUCAUAAACAGCUUGGCCCUUGUUGAAACAUUAAUGGACUCGAAUCGCUGGUUAGAGAUGUUCCCUUGUGUAAUUGCUAGAACCUCCACCACUGAAGUGAUAUCUAGUGGAAUAAAUGGAACAAGAAAUGGUGCCCUUCAACUAAUGCAUGCGGAACUUCAAGUCCUUUCUCCCUUGGUUCCUGUUCGUGAGGUCAAUUUUCUACGCUUUUGCAAGCAGCACGCAGAAGGGGUAUGGGCUGUUGUAGAUGUGUCCAUAGAAACCAUCAGAGAAACUUCUGGUGCACCCACUUUUGUGAACUGUAGGAGGCUUCCUUCUGGUUGCGUGGUGCAAGAUAUGCCGAAUGGUUACUCUAAGGUAACAUGGGUGGAGCAUGCAGAAUACGAGGAAAGCCAAGUCCACCAGCUCUACAGGCCCUUGUUGAGUUCAGGAAUGGGGUUUGGUGCACAGCGUUGGGUGGCUACCCUUCAACGCCAAUGCGAGUGUCUAGCCAUCCUAAUGUCCUCAGCAGUUCCCUCUAGAGAGCACUCAGCAAUAAGUGGGGGUGGGAGACGAAGCAUGUUGAAGCUGGCGCAGAGAAUGACGAACAAUUUCUGUGCGGGGGUGUGCGCGUCGACGGUGCAUAAAUGGAACAAGUUGAAUGCGGGGAACGUGGGAGAGGACGUGAGGGUGAUGACGAGGAAGAGCGUUGAUGAUCCCGGUGAGCCUCCGGGGAUUGUGCUGAGUGCAGCCACCUCCGUUUGGCUCCCCGUUUCUCCUCAGAGGCUCUUCGAUUUCCUCCGUGACGACAGACUCCGAAGCGAGUGGGACAUCCUCUCCAACGGUGGACCCAUGCAAGAGAUGGCUCACAUUGCCAAGGGACAAGACCAUGCUAACUCGGUCUCCCUCCUUCGAGCCAGUGCUAUGAAUGCGAACCAGAGCAGCAUGUUGAUCCUGCAGGAGACUUGCACGGACGCGUCGGGGUCACUUGUGGUGUACGCGCCGGUUGACAUCCCCGCCAUGCACGUCGUAAUGAAUGGCGGCGACUCUGCUUACGUGGCGCUUCUCCCGUCUGGGUUCGCCAUCGUGCCCGACGGACCCGGCAGCAGCGAAGAUCAAGGCGGCGCGUCGCAGCAGAGAGUGAGUGGGUCCCUCUUGACUGUGGCGUUUCAGAUACUUGUGAACAGCCUCCCCACGGCGAAGCUCACGGUGGAGUCGGUGGAGACAGUGAACAACCUCAUCUCAUGCACGGUGCAGAAGAUAAAAGCAGCACUUCACUGCGAGAGCUAAUGUCACGUGACCUUCACGUGACACCCUUUUGGGGUUGUUUAUUAUUUUGAUUUGAAAAUUAACAUUUGUAGUUAAAAGGUGCGAUAGGUGGCGCGUGUGAAGGACGCGAGGGGUGAGGGGUGUUGAGUCAAGAACGAACCGCGCGUGGAUGAAACUCCUUGCAUGAUGGUGAGGAUCCGAGACGUGGUCAGGUUUGGAUCUUUAACACAAGGCAAGAGUGGUGGUUCGGGUAUUGACUCGGGUCGACCCCGUGUCUGCUCUACUAGUUAGCAGAAACAACAAGGAAUAGAAAUAUGAAAACAAAGAGGAUAAAAUUCGUGUUUCUGAUUAGGUAUAUUUAUUAUAAUGUUAUCAUUUUUAUUUGUAUUGACUUGGAGUUUUAGAAUUGGAUAUAGUUUGUUGAAUAUGAUCAAAUCAAUAAUUUCGCUUUUUUUUUU
Abrus precatorius (Indian licorice) is the source of this 3291-nucleotide messenger RNA. RefSeq names its product homeobox-leucine zipper protein ANTHOCYANINLESS 2. NCBI's taxonomy places the organism in Eukaryota, Viridiplantae, Streptophyta, Magnoliopsida, Fabales, Fabaceae. The record is from RefSeq and is a predicted model, not a curated record. The transcript has 11 exons. Gene Ontology annotation, molecular function: lipid binding; DNA-binding transcription factor activity, RNA polymerase II-specific; DNA binding. Gene Ontology annotation, biological process: regulation of DNA-templated transcription. The coding region runs from base 392 to 2854 and encodes 820 amino acids.